Aspergillus calidoustus is the source of this 1038-nucleotide messenger RNA. Lineage: Eukaryota; Fungi; Ascomycota; Eurotiomycetes; Eurotiales; Aspergillaceae. The record is from the annotation of a GenBank genome assembly.
AUGUCGUUGUCUGAUUACUCGCCCGAGUAUCUCGCGGAGGACUCGAGCGGAGAUUCAUUUGUGCAAAUCACUGUGAUGCCAGCUUUGGCGACUGUCUUCGUUGCGCUGCGAAUUGGAGUUCACCUGUGGCGCAAGGUCGGGUUUCAUCUCGAUGACUGGCUGGUUCUCGUCUCGAUUGCAUUCGCAUGGGGGAUGUACGUUGUCUUUGCACUUGGAUAUCAGAAGGUUCCGGUCGGGAGACACGUCGUCGUGCUUACAAGAGAGGAGAGUGCAACAAUGCAGGAGUACUUCUUCAUAACCUACCACCUCUACGCCACGGUCCUCGCUACGACCAAGUGGAGUAUCCUGGCGAUGUACUAUCGCAUCUUCCCCACGCGCUUUAUGAAAUGGAGUACACUGGUCAUAAGCGUGGUGGUCGCGAUGUGGUGGAUCGCAUGUAUCCUCGUCUCGGUCUUUGGAUGCCAUCCCAUCCGCAAGAACUGGGAUCUUUUUGCCGAGGGCUGGUGCAUUGACAAUGUCAAAGUAUUUAUUGGCAAGGCAGUGCCGAACUUCACCACGGACUUUAUCAUGCUGUCCCUGCCUAUCAACGAGGUGCGGAAGCUGCAUAUGAAGACGACCCAGAAGAUUGCGCUCAGCACAGUGUUCUUGACAGGGGGUGUGGGGUGUGCGGCGAGCGUUGUACGGUUCGCGCAGAUCAGGGAGAUGUCGAGGGAUAAUACAGAUCCGUCAUGGAUCCUUCCCGACAACCUGCUUUGGACGACAGUUGAGCCUUGCGUCGGGAUCAUUGCAGCAUGCCUACCGCCGCUGCGCCCGCUGCUGACUGUGCUGUUGAAGCGGGCGGGGUUGGGGCGUCUGUGGCCGAACAGAGAAGAGAAAAAGCCUAAUGUACCACCAGAGAUUGUGACGAUCGGGGGGAGUGGGGGGAAGCGAGUGCUGAUCAGGGAGGCCAGCAGCAGGAGCGACCUCCUCCAUGAGUAUGACAGCCGGACUGUGGUGGAAGGGCCGUCAUUCGCGGGGAGUGGCACCCUUGCAGCGUAA